Messenger RNA from Cervus elaphus (red deer), 2251 nucleotides. Its product is annotated as zinc finger protein 461-like. Bases 1 to 816 code for a protein of 271 amino acids. Gene Ontology annotation, molecular function: DNA-binding transcription repressor activity, RNA polymerase II-specific. Lineage: Eukaryota; Metazoa; Chordata; Mammalia; Artiodactyla; Cervidae. The transcript has 5 exons. Gene Ontology annotation, biological process: negative regulation of transcription by RNA polymerase II. The record is from RefSeq and is a predicted model, not a curated record.
AUGCCAGCUCAGGCCUCUAUCCAUAGCGGAUGUGAGUUUGUGAUAAAAAUCCCCAGAGGAGAUGCAGAGCUGGAGGAAGAAGAGGAGGAAAUGGCAGCUUCUCAGGGGCGGCUGAUGUUCCAGGAUGUGACCAUAGACUUCACUCAAGAGGAGUGGGAAUGCCUGGACCUCGGUCAGCGGGACUUGUACAGGGAUGUGAUGUUAGAGACCUAUGGGAACGUGGCCCCCUUGGGAUGUCUCCUCAUGGCCAACCGCAGUCCUCUGCCUGGGUCUGCUCCCCAAAGCCCGCGUUCCAGCACCCAGCCCUCGUCUGCAGUGGUGGACACCCUUGAGGUGGACGCCCUCUCAGGAGGUCUUACUUGCCAUCAGAGAACUCACACUGGAGAGAAACCUUGUAAAUGUCAAGAAUGUGGAAAAGCUUUCAGUCAGUACGCAACUCUUACUCAACACCAGCGAAUUCAUACUGGAGAGAAGCCUUAUAAAUGUAAGGAUUGUGGCAAAGACUUUAGCCGGGGCUCAGGCCUUAUGUACCAUCAGAGAGUUCAUACUGCAGAGAAGCCUUAUAAAUGUAAGGAUUGUGACAAAGACUUUAGAUGGCACUCAGGCCUUAUGUCCCAUCAGAGAAUUCACACUGGAGAGAAACCUUAUAAAUGUCAAAAAUGUGCAAAAGACUUUAGUCAACACUCUACUCUUACUCAACACCAGCGAAUUCAUACUGGAGAGAAGCCUUAUAAAUGUAAGGAUUGUGGCAAAGGCUUUAGGCACUGCACAGCUCUUACUCGCCAUCAGAGAAUUCACACUGGAGAGAAACCUUAAUAAUAUAAAGAAUGUGGAAAAGUUUUCAUUCACUAUGCAACUCUUACUAAACACGAGCGAAUACAUACUGAAGAGAAGCCUUAUAAAUGUAAGGGUUUUGGCAAAGGCUAUAGGCACCGCACAGGUCUCACUCGCCAUCAGAGAAUUCACACUGGAGAGAAACCUUAAUAAUAUAAAGAAUGUGGAAAAGCUUUCAGUCACUAUGCAACUCUUACUAAACACGAGCAAAUUCAUACUGAAGAGAAGCCUUAUAAAUGUAAGGAUUGUGACAAAGACUUUAACCCAGCACAUUGGUCUUACUUACCAUCGGAUAAUUCAUACUGAAGGAAAUCUCAUAAAUGUAAGGAAACCUGCAGAGUCUUUAAUCAGCUCUCUCACCUCACUGGACAUCAGAGAGCAUGUCCUGGAAGGAAACCCUAGUAAUGAAGUAAGACAUGGAAGAGGUUGGUCCUGAACAUACAAUUCAGGAGACAAAAGACUUAUUUAUAUAAGAAAGACAUGGAAUGACGUAAAGAAAAUGUAGCAAAGUAUUUAUAAAAAAUCAAAUCUAAAUAAAUAUCAGGAAAUGCAUACUGGAAAGUAUUUCAUAAAUCCUGUUUUCUGAAGUUCCUCUUAGGGAGAAAUAUUGUAGAUAGUGAUUCAUAGUUAAAAUAGAUAGAAAAUUGAUAUGUUAGUAUGGAUCACAAGAUGAAGAGGUGAUGUUUAGCCAUGUACAGUUACUAGCUAUGUAUGUUUGUUUAUAUUGGCAUGAUUUGUGAUUAUUUGAAAACCAAAAUGAAUGUAACUGAAUUCUCAAAUUACUCCAUGCUACACUUCAUUUCUAGUGUGCAUGCAAAGUUAUGUUUUUGAUGGUUGCUACCUCAAAGAUGAGAGAAGCCCUUCUAUCUAGGAAGAAAACAUUUACAUUUUUCUCCAUUAUAAGAUUAAGGACACAGGAAUGUAACAUGUACAGUGAACAUCUAAAUGGUGGUGUUUGUCAUUCAUGUCACACAUCCCUGUAAGUCACCAUGAUGUAAGUGUUCAGGGAAUAAUUCCACAGAUUAAAGUAAGAUGUCCAUUUUCAAUAGUUACAUCACUUGCUUUGAAAGUAAAAUAAAAUGUCAGUUCACUAAAAUCUUGAUAUAUUUUAUAAUAUCAACAGAAGUCAUGAAUAUCAGCUGACAUGUUUCACUUAAAGACAUCUCUGCUACCCUAGAAAUGUACGGAAAACACUUCCCAGAAAAGUCAUGUAAUUAUUGUAUGUCUUCUUAAAUGAUUAGCCUCCCUUUUGUAAGCAUAGAAAUCGUAGUUCUCAGAUCAUUGUAUCAGAGGAAAGAUUAUCAUUAUUUAUGUUUAUAAUCUGUUUUAACCAGUUACAUAGCAGAGUGUAAAAGGUUUUAUUCUGUGUGAUAAGCAUACAUGUUCAUCAAUAAAACUGAAUGGUUUCUUAUGUAAA